This is a messenger RNA of Aspergillus ochraceoroseus IBT 24754, 980 nucleotides long. RefSeq lists its product as uncharacterized. The record is from RefSeq and is a predicted model, not a curated record. Lineage: Eukaryota; Fungi; Ascomycota; Eurotiomycetes; Eurotiales; Aspergillaceae. The coding region runs from base 294 to 722 and encodes 142 amino acids. The transcript is spliced from 3 exons.
CAGAGAGUCAGAGACUCAUUCAGGUCGAUAAGGCGAUACGGAGUAUAUCCAUCCAGUGGAACCACCAUUCAAAAAAUCAUUACACCAGUCCGAGUCUAGUAAAUAACAACUUGCCUAACAUCUAUGCUUGCGUAGACGCUGUCAUGCUGGGCAUCUAGAUGUUGGCUACCAAGGCUUGACUCACCCCCUAUAAAAGGAGUCUAUCCCUUCAAAUUAUUUGCAUACCUAAUCUGAGCAUUACCCCCAAAUUCCAAACAUAUCCACCGUUCGCAAGGCAACAAACCUAUUUUGCAAUGUUUGGCAAAGAUUUCUUCAGCUGGUUUUCCUCCGCAAAGGAGGAAUCCAAGGCCACAUGGGAUCCCAACACCUUAACAAUGGAGCAACCCCAAAGUAUAGCCCCUCCAACAGCCGAGGGCGUUGUCACAAGUCAGCCUGGGCCCCAAGAAAACAUGCAACCACAACUUCAACUCCGUGGUGGUGACGGGCCAGAUGACUGUUGUGACUGUUGUUUCUGCUGUUGCGGAGACGAUGGUCCCCCUGGUGGUCCUGGUGGUUUUGAUGGUCCUGGUGGUUUUGAUGGUCCUGGUGGUCCUGGUGGUCCUGGUGGUCCUGGUGGUUUUGAUGGUCCUGGUGGUCCUGGUGGUCCUGGUGGUUUUGAUGGUCCUGGUGGUCCUGGUGGUCCUGGUGGCCCCGGUGGCCCCGGUGGCCCUGGUGGAUGGUGAAAUGCUUACCCUAUGAACGGUUUUUUUUUUUCAUCCUUCGAUAGCAGACUCAGCCGUUCUCUAUAAACUAUCCAUAACGCAAAAUUGCGGGUGCAUCUAGGCUUCAAGGUUAUAGAAACCACUAGCUGAUAUAUCUGCGUUCGUUUUCUCUUUCUCCCCGUGUCUGUGUACAAAUUCAUUAGCAUCCUAUUUUCUUCAUUGUAUAUUCUUAUACUUUCAAACCAACAAUAUGUGUAAAAUAUUUCAAUCUAUGCCGGU